GAAUAUAAUAGAGAAGUGCAUAAUAGACAUAUUAACGUCAAAAACACAGUUUAACUCAAUAGUAACUGUGAUUAACACUGACGCUGUAUCGAACAGAUUACUUCAGCAGAUCCAUUCAAGUAAUAAUGUUAAUAUCUGCAUUAAAGACGUAAAUGUAUCCAUCAUAGUGAUACCUACAAUUUACUUAAUACAUGUCAAUAAUGGGAUUGAAUUUGAAGAUCUUCUUGACGAUCUCGACAGAGAUUGGUAUCGCGAACCUGAAGCUUUAUUCAUCGUAAUAGUGAAAAGUAUGCAUGAAGAAUAUAAAGAUUUUCUUGCAGCAGUAUUCAGAUCGUUAUGGGAGUAUCAUUUAAUACACGUGCUUGUAAUCGUUGAGAACUUGGACAAUGAUGCAUCAGUGUACACUUACUUCCCUUAUGCAGAAGGCCGGUGUGGUCGAGACUACAGCACUCUGGUCCAUCUGUGCGACUGCAGAAGUGUAGGAGAAGUAGACGUCGUUGGAAAACUACGCGAAUAUGAUAGACCUAUUUUGGACAACUGUACAUUAAACGUCGCAGCCCGUCAUUAUCCUCCUUUAGUCUUCUGCAGUCCUGAGACAGAGGAUAAGCGAAAUGUUGGCAUCGAACGAUUUCUCAUUGAACUCCUACUAGAAAGAAGGAAUAUUUCCUUGAAUUACACGUGUUUGCUUGAGACAGAAGAGGCUGGAUCUAUUUCAGAUAAUUUUACAUUCAGUGGUAUCGUAGGUAAACUUUACGAGAAUGAGUUCGACUUGAUAUUUGGUGGAUUAAGUUUGAACAAUAGACGAGUAAAUUUCUUUGACUACUUGUGUUUUCAUUUGGCAUAUGAAGAUAUGUAUGUUGCCGUGACGCACACAGCGUCUUUAAUUGAACGAUGGAAAAUUGUUUACUUGAUGUUUCAUGCUAAUGUUUGGUUGCUGUUAUUGUUCACAAUGGUGUUUUGUGCAAUACUGCUUUCAGAUUUUGGGAAUUUCUUGAUAAUUCAAGCAAGACAUGCCACAAUAACGGAAUUUUUUAAUCUUUUUGGGCAUGCUAUUCAGAAUGUAAAUUUAGUUCUGAGAGAAAAACUUUACAAAAAUGUUGUAAUAAUAUAUUGGCUGUGGUUUAUUUUUUUGAUAAACUGUUUUUAUCAGACAAGGCUGUUAAGUUUUACGAUAUAUCCCUUGCGUAAGCCGCAAUUAGACCGGUACUUAUCUUUGUACGACUACAAUUUAACUGCGUGUAUCCCAUUUGACGUAGCAUCAUUUUUGGAAAUUUCCGGUAAAGUACAUAUUAUAAAUGAAGAACUUAGGGAUACGAACAAUUGUAAAACUGCUGAAAUGGCCUUGGAUGAAGUAGCAAAGAAUAAAAAUAUAUACACAGUGGCUAUGUAUUUUCAGUAUCUUUGGUGGCUUAGAAAUAAUCCGAAGGAAAAAGAGCGAGUUCAUCUCAUGAAGGAGAGUGUUUACAAUAAUAUUUAUGGGUUGUUUUUUAAGCGCGGUUUUCCUCUGCUGGAGCCGUUGAACUCGCUGAUGUUGCGUCUGCCGGAACACGGGUUCGUACGCGGCUCCAAGGACCUCCACGGUCUGCCGCGGCUAAAACCAGCUGGCCGUGAGACUACUUCGGUUAAAUUACUCAAAACCCCUUUAAAACUGGAGGAUUUUCCCAUCGCUUUCGGCAUCCUCGCAACUGGUAUGGCUUUCUCGUUUAUAGCAUUUAUAAAAGAAAUCACGCACAAACGUGAUAUUGGUAGCUACCUUGAUGUGGUUUUAAAAUGAUUGUUUACCGUGAACCGGGGUGAAUAGAGAUGGUGGGAUAGAGACAAAAAUCGGGGAUAACAUUUACCUGAUAAUUUCUUAACUAACCACACUAAUUUUAUCAUGAAAAUCUACUAUUAUUUGUAAUCUCAUCGCAUGAUAUAUUAUUACAUUAAUGUGGGUAGUUUUUAAGAAAUUAUUCCAGAUUUUAUCCCUAUUCAACCCUAUUUAUUUGAUUAACAACUUAAAUAAUUUAAAAAAAAUGUUAGAAUAAAGAAGUGUUUGAAGAAUGUUGUUUUAUUUUCUACAUAUAGUAAUUAACGUCAAAUGUGUGUAGGUUGCAGGGCAUGUCAAAGAAUUAUUUAUUAUUUAUUUAUUUAUUUUUAGCCUCGGUGAAGUAAGUAACAACUGUUGAAGUUUAGGUACUAAGUCAAGUUUGGUAUCAUUUUCAACUACAUCAAAGAUGUAGAC
Molecule: messenger RNA, 2224 nt
Organism: Cydia pomonella (codling moth)
Lineage: Eukaryota; Metazoa; Arthropoda; Insecta; Lepidoptera; Tortricidae
Exons: 1
Coding region: 290-1774 (494 amino acids)
Source: RefSeq, a predicted model, not a curated record